Dovyalis caffra is the source of this 843-nucleotide messenger RNA. Lineage: Eukaryota; Viridiplantae; Streptophyta; Magnoliopsida; Malpighiales; Salicaceae. The record is from the annotation of a GenBank genome assembly.
AUGGAACAGAAAGCCCGAACUAGCCGGCGAAACCCCCGUGUUGUCGUCAUAACAUCCGGCAAAGGUGGAGUUGGAAAAACCACCACAACUGCCAAUGUAGGCCUCUCCUUAGCUCGCCUUGGCUUCUCCGUCGUCACAGUUGAUGCUGACGUAGGUUUGCGCAAUUUAGACCUUCUGUUAGGGUUAGAAAACCGCGUAAAUUAUACUCUUGUUGAGGUUAUGAAUGGGGAUUGUCGGUUAGACCAAGCACUUGUCCGCGACAAGCGUUGGUCUAACUUUGAAUUGUUGUGCAUUUCUAAACCCAGGUCUAAAUUGCCACUUGGUUUCGGUGGGAAAGCACUUGUUUGGCUUGUUGAGUCUUUGAAAUCGCGGCAAGAAGGGUGCCCAGAUUUCAUUUUGAUUGAUUGUCCAGCUGGGAUUGAUGCAGGGUUUAUUACUGCGAUAACCCCAGCCAAUGAGGCUGUUCUGGUAACAACUCCUGAUAUUACUAGCUUGCGUGAUGCAGAUAGGGUUGUAGGGUUGUUAGAAUGUGAUGGCAUUAGGGAUAUAAAGAUGAUUGUUAACAGGGUUAGGACGGAUAUGAUUAAGGGGGAAGAUAUGAUGUCGGUGUUGGAUGUGCAAGAAAUGCUGGGGUUGGCAUUGUUGGGUGUGAUUCCGGAGGAUACAGAGGUGAUUAGGAGUACUAAUAGAGGGUAUCCACUUGUUUUGAAUAAGCCGCCUACGUUGGCUGGAUUGGCUUUCGAGCAAGCUGCUUGGAGACUUGUUGAACAGGAUAGUAUGAAGGCUGUUAUGAUGGAAGAAGAGCCAAAGAAACGCGGGUUUUUCUCAUUCUUUGGUGGAUAG